Molecule: messenger RNA, 693 nt
Organism: Erythranthe guttata (spotted monkey flower)
Lineage: Eukaryota; Viridiplantae; Streptophyta; Magnoliopsida; Lamiales; Phrymaceae
Biological process (GO): regulation of DNA-templated transcription
Molecular function (GO): DNA-binding transcription factor activity; DNA binding
Source: RefSeq, a predicted model, not a curated record
AUGGCAGAUCUGAAGAAAGAAGAGAGGCGGGUGUCCCUAGAAACGAAAUACGUAGGAGUACGGAAGAGAAACUCAAAAUAUACAGCAGAAAUAAGGGAUUUCAGAAAAAAGAAGCGUGUUUGGCUUGGCACUUUCAACACCCCCGAGGAGGCUUCAUUCGUUUAUCUUUCCAAGAAACGUGAGAUUGACGAAUCUAAGUCUAAGCUGCUUGCCAAAAAUAUUCCCUCUCAAAAUCCAUCCGAAACCCUAGAUUCUCCAUCCCACGUUCUCCACAAACGCCAAGUUUCCGACAAAAACGGGGUUUCUGAUGGAACCAGCAGCCGUAGCGCCGCCGCCCUGGAAGAGCAAGUUUCCGACAAAAACGAGGAUUCUGAUGAAACCCGCAGCCGUAGCACCGCCCCCGUUGAAGAGCAAGUUUUCGGCAAAAACGAGGUUUCUUCUGAUGAAAUCAGCAGGCGUAGCACCGCCGCCCUGGAAGAGCAAGUUUCCGACAAAAAUGAGGUUUCUGAUGAAACCAGCAGCCGUAGCGCCGCCACCAUGGAAGAACAAGUUUCCGACAAAAACGAGGUUUCUGAUGGAACCAACAGCCGUAGCGCCGCCCCCGUGGAAGAGAAAGUUUCCGACAAAAAUGACGUUUCUGAUGAAACCAGCAGCCGUAGCGCCGCCGCCAUGGAAGAGAAAGUUUAUGGAUAA